AUGUGGUUCCAUCAGGUUACUACUGCCUUGGGGUUGCUAGUCAUCAUUCGAAAUGUUAGGACACAAGAUCUAACCGUGAUUUAUCCAGUGUCAGAGGAAAAGUCUGAGUCAAAUUUACCACCGGUAGAUCUGGAAGCUAUCGAAUCGAGGUACAAAGUCAAUGCUAAACCAGAGCCUUACAAGCCAAAUAAACCAGCUCCGCCGUUAGACAACAUUCACGUAGAUUAUCAUGGUACUGCCACGCCUAUUCCUCAUGCAUUUUUCCCGACUACCCCAUCUUUUUCCAAAUCUCCGACCCGAGAAAGUGUCACUAACAAGCCCUUGAAGUAUGAACCAACUGAAAGUUCGAAGGAAAUUACUAUCACCACAGUCAAAGAGGCCACAGACAAGGCUAAAGAGGUAGGAGUCAAGGCCAAGAAGAAGAAGAAGCCUAAAGUCUGGUCUGAAAAGGGAAAACGAAGAAGGAUCGUGAAGAAGAAACGUUACCAAAAGAGUCGAAGUUUGAUCCCUGUUUAUCAUGGCUUAAGGACAACAUUUGCCCCCAAGCCCAGGCCCAAUAAAGCAACGCCAUUGCCGCCGAAAAGGUACACAACCCAGAAUGCAAGUGCAGUGACAACAGAGCCGACGAAAAAGCCGGCCAAGACCAAAGGCACUACUCCGAAAACCACCCGUCUAUCGCCAACGAGAACCUACUCUCCAGUGCAAUUGCCUUUAUUCGAGAAGGACAAGUUCGCCUCUAUCGACGAAUUCAGUUCCUCUUUUAAGUCAGUGAGAGCCGUCCCAUACUUUCCUUCUACUGCUCCGCCUGCCAAAGAAUAUAAAGGUCCGACAGAAAAUAAGGCCACCAGCUUCGCACCCAAGCCCAGCAAGAAUUAUGCGUACGCUUCUUACAUACAAACUCCCAAGCCGAUCAGAUCUAAGCCGGCUUAUUCUCCACGACCAGCCUUUUCUCCUCGACCUCGACCCAAACCCCAGAGCCCUUCCACCACUCCAAAAGUCCAAACCACUCCUGAUGAUGACCACGAACCUUCCUAUGGGGAGCGAACACCUAAUUAUUCGUCUAUUUCGCAAACUUACACCACGCCUGCUUCUAGUAGAUACAGACACGCCAACCACAACAACCAACAGGGCGGAGCCAAGCCUUUGUCCAUUAUUACGACAAGUGCGCCGAAUCACUCAGCUGGACAGUCGCUAAUACCUUCUGAAAAACCUUUGGGUCGAGUGGAACCCACGGUAACGCCGGAAAACUACUACUCUACGCCUAAGCCUUCAUAUCACUCCACGACUCAAGCUAGUCACUCUUUAAAUCCUCAAACUAGUUACUUUUCGACAACGCAGCCUCCUUACGGCUCGGACUCACCCUCUCAAACACCUUCCUAUCACUCGACUCCCAGUCCGUCUUUUUCGCCCAGUUCUCAUCCGGCAUAUCAUACCACUCACAGCCCAUCAUUUUCGCCUAGUCCUAGACCUAGCUACCGUUCAACGCCCAGUCCAUCGUACUCAUCCCAUCCUAAGCCAGCUUACCAUUCCACCCCGAACCCUUCGUAUUCACCUAGUUUCAAACCUGUCCAUCAUACCACUCAUUUGUCUCCAAGACCAACUUACUCUCCGCAACCAGAGGUCACGUAUGGAGGCCCACCUGGGUCGUCUCCAUAUCAUAGCCCAAGUAGUCCAACUAGACUAUAUCCGACCACUCCUGCACCGACCAGUGCCUAUGGAAGUGUGACCCCGGGGUAUGGGUCCCCAUCGCCAACAACGAAGCCCUUUAUUCAAACGACAACCACGAGUUAUGGGUACAAUUCUGAGCCCUCUCAAGAUGAAUACGAAUCAGAUUAUAACGAGCAAGACGAUGAAAUUGGCUACGAGAAACGACCCUACUCGUUCCAUUAUGGGGUCAAAGAUGAGCGCUCAGGGAACGAUUUCUCGCGAGUUGAAGACAGCUCAGGACGUGUUACGACGGGCAGUUACAAGGUGGCCUUGCCCGAUGGUCGGGUUCAAAUUGUAAACUAUGUGGCAGAUGCAAGUGGGUAUAAGGCCACCGUGACCUACGAAGGUGUGCCCGUCUUUCCCGAUCCCAGCUACUACAAGCAACAACCACCAGCAUCUGCCCCCUAUUCUCCUGAUGCAUACGAGCAAAACCACGUGGAUAACAAUGCGGUGUUUGAUUUCUCCCCAUCCGUCGUACAAUCGUACUACGUACCUUCAGAAUCUGAAACGACUCUAUCCAGAAGGACCUCCAGCUUUGCCAGUAGCACCACACCGCUGUUCUCGUCGACCACAUUGGCACCAUCAGCGGGUUUAAGACCGAGACCGAGGCCUAUAAGAAGACGCAACAUUCGUCACCAGAGCUCGUACCAACGCAGAAAGAGUCAAAACGAAAUCACUACGCAAACAUCGCGCGAACAAGACCGGAAUCCAAAAGCUCGAGGGUUUCUACCUAAAUAUCCUCACUUUGAGCCCUCACCAGAGCACAACACUCCCGAUGGGACCAAAGCCUUGACCAAUAACGACAACCGUGAACUGAGGCGAGAUGACAGAGACGAGACUACGGCAAGAUCUGUGGCGUCCACCAGGCGGCAAACCACAGCUUCCACUCAACCAAGUACCACAAGUCACUACGAAUCAUUUCGAUUAAACCCAAUGACCACCACCUAUGAAGGACCCACGCCCCCGGCUCGAAAAAUCUUCACGUCUACGGAGAAAUCUCGGCCAGAAACCACGACCACGGCAAAUCAAGUCAACUUGAAAUCCAAUCACUUUCUCGGGCCCUAUUCACCGAACAAUUACCCUAAUCAAAGCCAGGCCUCGCCGUCUCCAUCUACGGCCUAUAUAGAGCCUACAACUUAUCGACCUAGUCAAUCCACACUCCUGUCCAUUCUCAAGAAACUUUAACCUCUUGAAUGUAGACUCAUUUUGCGGAUCCAUUCCCCUCUAGUUCAAUUUGAAAGCGACCAUUUCAUUAUUUACUCGUACCUUGCAUGUUUGUUUCCAAUCAUGUUGUACGCUCGUACGUGUUUCUUGGCCUCCCAUAACUCCACUACCACGAGUAAUGCCAAUUUUUUAGUUCUCAUCAUCAUAUUGUGUUCUUUUCGGUAUUCUAUGUUGUUUCACAUUAUUUGCGAAAUGAUAGAUACUUCUGCUCUGACAAGAUAGACAAGACAGACACCGCUCAAAUGAAAUAAAAGCAUGUUAUUGUUUUCAGAUGUGUCUUCUCA
This is a messenger RNA of Tigriopus californicus, 3215 nucleotides long. RefSeq names its product adhesive plaque matrix protein-like. The record is from RefSeq and is a predicted model, not a curated record. Bases 1 to 2892 code for a protein of 963 amino acids. The transcript has 3 exons. Lineage: Eukaryota; Metazoa; Arthropoda; Copepoda; Harpacticoida; Harpacticidae.